CAUGCAGUAUUUUAACAUCUACGUUAUAAUUUUCUUUCCCUUUUAUUGCGAAUUUAAUUUUGGUCUUUUUGGUAUUUUAUAGUAAAUGCAGGAAAAAUGUCUAUAGUUAUUGAAACUACGAUAGGUGAUAUUACAGUCGAUCUAUUUGUGGACGAACGCCCUGUUUCUUGUUUGAAUUUCAUUAAGCUAUGCAAAAUUAAAUACUACAAUUAUAAUCUAUUCCAUACUAUCGAGCGAGGUUUUAUUGCACAAACCGGUGAUCCUACUGGCGUGAGUAAUGGCGGUAGUUCGAUUUGGGGUGAAUUAGACGGAGUUGGAAAGCGAUUUUUCGAAGCAGAAUCAUUACCAAAGAUUUAUCAUGCAUCUGCUGGACUUCUGUCGCUGGUUUCAGCUGGGAAAAACUUAGUAGGGUCACAGUUUUUCUUCACAUUGGCACCAAAUUUAUCUUCUUUGGAUGGUAUACACUGUGUUAUUGGCGAAGUGGUCGAAGGUCACGAGACGCUUAGGAAAUUAAAUGAGGCAAUUGUAGAUGAAAACUUUCGGCCGUAUCAAGAUAUUCGUAUUACUCACACCGUCAUAUUAGAAGAUCCUUUUCCAGACCCACGUAAUUUAAGAUUGCCAAGUCGGUCGCCGUCGCCCACUGCCGAACGCUUACAAAAUGGUCGUAUUGCAGCAGAUGAGGAUAUUAAUGAUGGAGAUGAUAAAACUGCAGCAGAAUUACAAGAGAUUCUCGCCGAGCGUGAGGCAAAAGCACGCGCAACCAUUCUUGAGAUUGUUGGUGAUUUGCCCGAUGCAGAAAUGGCGCCACCAGAGAAUGUGCUAUUCGUUUGUAAAUUGAAUCCAGUCACAACCGAUGAUGAUUUAGAAAUAAUAUUUAGUCGUUUUGGUAAAGUAAAAAGUUGUGAAGUAAUUCGUGAUAGAAAAACAGGCGACUCAUUGCAGUAUGCAUUUGUUGAGUUUGAGGAUCAGAAAGCGUGCGAGGCGGCUUAUUUUAAAAUGGAUAACGUACUAAUUGACGAUCGUCGUAUACAUGUGGACUUUUCUCAGUCAGUUGCGAAAGUGAAAUGGCGGGGGAAAGGGCGUGGAGUUGAAGGUUCGUUGAAAAACAGUGAGUUUGAUAACUUACGGGAGCCUAUCAAAAAACAGAAAACGAACGACAAAGUUGGAAAUGGAGAUGAAAGGGAGCGUGCGAAUCGUAUGAACUCAACCGAGCGUCGUUUAGCACGUGAAGAGCGUCACCGUGAGCAACGAGACAGGGAACGCCAUCGAAGAGAUAAUCACAGAUAUAUACGAGAUCGUUCGAAUUAUGAAAGUCAUUGGCGCAGACAAGAACGAUCAUUUGAUGAAAACAGCAGACAUCUACGUAGAAAGUCGCCUAGUCGUAGUGGAGAACUGCAAAAAAAAUAUUCACCAGAAAGACAAAGACACAACAAAUAUACAGAAUCAUCAGACAAACGGUAUACUUACGAUAAAACUAGACAGCGGGAUUAUGUUGACCCCAGAAGUAAUGGAAGUAAACUAGAUAAGAAACGACAUUCAGAAAGAAGUGAUGACAGAUUAAGAUCUAAAUAUAAAUCGAAGCGCAGUAGAAGAGUAAGCACAUCAUCAAGUGAUGACAGCGAUAGCUCCAGUAGCGAGUCGAAAAGUGAAUCAUCCAGCACAGACACCAGUACCAGCAAUGAUAAAUCAAGUGAUUCAUCUACUAAAGGAAAACGGCAGAAACGUAAAAAUAAAGUAGUUAAAAAGAAAAAGGCUAAAAGCAAGUCUCAUAAAAGUAAAAGAAAGCAUUCGAAAUAAAAUACGUCGAUUUUCAAUUAA
Anastrepha obliqua is the source of this 1818-nucleotide messenger RNA. Its product is annotated as peptidyl-prolyl cis-trans isomerase sig-7. Gene Ontology annotation, biological process: protein peptidyl-prolyl isomerization. Lineage: Eukaryota; Metazoa; Arthropoda; Insecta; Diptera; Tephritidae. The coding region runs from base 97 to 1797 and encodes 566 amino acids. Gene Ontology annotation, molecular function: RNA binding; peptidyl-prolyl cis-trans isomerase activity. Gene Ontology annotation, cellular component: nucleus. The record is from RefSeq and is a predicted model, not a curated record. The transcript is spliced from 2 exons.